Molecule: messenger RNA, 2395 nt
Organism: Moneuplotes crassus
Lineage: Eukaryota; Ciliophora; Spirotrichea; Euplotida; Euplotidae
Source: the annotation of a GenBank genome assembly
UGGAAUUCAUAAUGGAAACAGCUAGGUUUUUGAAGAAUGAAGUUAUUGAUCAGAGAAUGACAUUUGGAGUUCCUGAGCUGAUAUCUCAAGAAGAGGGAGUGAGAGAAAGUAAUCUCUCUUCCCAUUCUUCAUUUUCGAACAUUGUCAGUCAACAAGAACAAAGAUACCAAGCCAAAACCCCUUCCUCAAAAGAACCGUCCAAAAAGCAUCCAAAAAUGCUUGAAAAAGCCUUACAAAAACACUUCAAUUCCAAACCCCAUCUUACCUCAAAACAAAACUCCACCAAUCACAAUCCCAAAACCAAAGCGAAGGACAAAGAGAACUUCCCAGCCCCUUGUCCUUCAGGUCCUAAUCCAGCUGAAGCACCUCAAAAGUCUUCUAGACAGAAGAAAGAUGUGGAUAGAAUAUGGAAGAUGUCAAAACCAGCUGCGAAGGUUUGCUCUUUGAAUAAGAAGUACACUAUGGAAAAUGUAGCCCAGAAGAGAAGCCAGAUUUCGAGUCAAUUGAGUACAUUUCCACACAGUCCAAUGAUUAACAGAAAAUCUGUAAAAAUCCUUGAGAAAAAAUUUAAAAAAGAACGUGAAGAAAAAUUUAAGAAAGAAAAGCAGAGCAGACAAUUAUAUGGAAAGAGUAAAUAAGCACAAUUUUAAAGAUUAUCAGAGCAUCUUGAAUAGAGAUUUGCCAAAUUCUAUCAAAAGUUCUCCUAGACGAGAACAGCAGCUCUUAGACAAUCUCCAGAGCCUUGGAAAGAACAAUAAGAGCAGGAAUAAUAAGAAUGGAAUGCAAACUGCCAAAACUCAGCAGCCCAAAGCUUACGGUCGGAAAAAGAACAUCCAGCAUAAAACUGUACGAGAACAAAUUACAGGAAGUUUCAACUAUGGUAGCAGAAACUCUAGAGCCAAGAAAGAAAGCAAAAAUAUCGAAAAGCCAAAACAUAAUUUUAAGAAUAACAAAUAAAGUUGAAGAUUUGUAUAAAUGGAAGGAGAGAAAGGAAAAGAAAAUACAGAAACUUCAAAGAAAAGAAUCAAAACACCUGUUCAAGCCAGAUAUUAACCCAGUUUCAAGGAUUAUUAUUGAAAGAAGGGAGUCUAUGUAUAACCAAAGCGGCUCUAGUUUCAGCUCAGAGAGCUCCCAAAUGAGUUCUCUUCCUAUUCAUGAAAAACUCUACCUUAGCAGGAAUAAUUCUACAGAUCAACUUAAUAGGAAGGGGCUUGGGAAAGGACUAGAGAGCAGAUCAUAUUCUGUAUGAGAGUUUAAGAAUUACAAGUCACCAAUGCCUAAGAUUACCGAAGAGAGGAAGAGGUUACCACCUACUGGGAAAAUAUUGAAUAAUUCUAAAUCCAAAAGGAAUUUUUACAUGUCCAAAAGCCCCAGACUCUCUAUUGAUAGAAAUCAAGAACUGUACGAAAUGAGGAAGAAGAAAGAGGAGUACCGAAGAGUCCUCAUGGAGGAGCACAUGUUAAAACAAGAAGAGAAGAUUCUAAAAGAGUGAACAUUCAAGCCCAAGAUUAACCCUUCGACCAGGGUGAGCCUCUACACAUACCAAGUAUCCACCGAAGAGGGUACUGUAGAAUUAGAAGCUGAUGUGAUUAAACGAAAUCAAUUUUGGGAAAAGACUCGACAGAAAAGGAUUAAUCAAAUGAAGAAAGAAAAAGAAAACCAGAUCAAGGAGGAAUGUACAUUUACACCAAAGGUGUCUCGAGAGAAAUCAAAAUCUCUUAGCAGAAGUCCGAUAGCAAGCCAAGAUCCGACUCCAACGAAUUUGAACCACAAAGCCUUUGAUAAAUUUAUCAAUAGACAAGAGCUUGCUAGGUGCAUACAGAAGGAGAAAGAUAUUUAUAAAGAGAAGCUUGAGUCUGGAAGUAGAAUAAAUCAUAGAUGAAUGAAAGACAUCGAUGAUCAUCGAAAUGCUCUUUUGAGAGAAAUAUCCCUUCCCACAAAUGAAGAUUUUAGUAACUAUACCACACUAAAUUCUAACUCUAAUCGGAGUGUCAAAAAGCCAAAAUUCAGGGAGGAAGAUGAGAAAAAUUUGCAGGAUUUAGACCUUGCUAUUGAUGAAGCUUUUAUCCACAAGCCAGACGAAAUGCUCAGGUCUUCUAAAGAAGAAAAUGAUGACUUAGAAAGAGAAGAUUCAUUAGAUAUCAUCCAAGAACAACUUUUUGAAGAAACUGGUGAUACCGCAUUACGAAACUUACGUUCCUGGGAAUCUGAAACAUCUGAAAAUAUUCCAGAUGAUAGCUCACUACCAAACAAUAUUGAUGUUGAUACCAAGCCACACUCAUAUGCUCAGAGAAGGCUUAAAAACAAGUUAGGAAAAGCUGUAGAUUGCUCAAAUGAUCAAUUCCAGGAAGCUAAGCUAGGCUUGAGGGAUCUACUAUAUUCAUUUGAUAUAUAA